Messenger RNA from Rodentolepis nana, 3003 nucleotides. The record is from the annotation of a GenBank genome assembly. NCBI's taxonomy places the organism in Eukaryota, Metazoa, Platyhelminthes, Cestoda, Cyclophyllidea, Hymenolepididae.
AUGAUCGUCCCUUCGAAAUGUCCUCUUCCCGCAUGGGGUUUGGAAUUAGUCGCACCAACAGACAUUCUUGAACCCCCAUGGUCUCCAUCUAGAGAACCACCUCCACCACGUCAAUUAAGGGUCCUCGGUCUCGUUCCGCCAUUAUCUUCCAACCCUCCUUCGUCUUCCUCUCAUCGAUCUAUCUUUCAUGCUCCUUCUGCUGGAAGGCUUAUCCAACUUACGAAUAAAGUCUACUGUCGGACGGUCACUCAGGCAGCUUCUGGGCCUCUAGCCGCCACGCUUCCAAUGUUACAUCGUGCACAAUCUACCUGUCCCUUCCAAAUGCGAGAGGCACCUCUUGAGUUAGAACAGAAUCCUCCUUUCGGAGAUGUAACGAAUGGCGGGAAAAUCCUUCUGGGACUUCAAGAGUCUGGGGAUGGACCGCCUGUAUUUGCUGAUAUGACACAUGCACCUCCACCUCUGAGGAGCACUGUUCAGUGGAGUUGGAGAGCCUGGCUCGGUCCAACCGUUAGACGUUGGCACUUUGAGAAUUUCAACAUUCGACUUCAAUCGGAUAAACUUAAAAGAAUUACAAACUUCCCGGUGCUUGAUAAUUCAUCAAAAAAUUGUACGCCUCGUUAUGAACAAACAAAAAUAACCGUUACUGCUCGGAUCUAUACGACUCUUCCGGAUACUGGAGAACGGAUGUACCUCUCUGAUAUACAACCUGGAGGCGCACAUUUUGACGAUAUAAGCAGUCGAGAAUACAGUCACCUUUCCCAUCGUCCUGCUGAACUCGAUGUCACUCAUUUAAUUCCAUCUUGGAGCCUCCGGCUUCGGCCCUUCCCAUCUACAUCCGAUUUUUCCGCUUCCUCUCCUCGCCAACCUGCUAUCGUCUUCCGAAAUAAGCGUUCUCCUCAUCCGAUCCUCAUUGGCCGAAGUGAAGGUCAUGUUCGAAUCGAGUUGAUCGCUGCCCCCAAAGAUUCUCAACCAUUGGCUUUCAAAGACGUCUCUGUUGUUUCUACAGAAAAGAAUGACUUUGUGAGACUGAAGGUCGAGUGUGUCAGUUGGCUUAUUACUCUAUCUGGACACUUAGACCCGCAUCCAUCUGCUGAAACUUUACUCCGUUCUACAACCGAUUCCUUCGGUGUAGCAAUAGUAAAUGAGGAAGUAUCCCAAGCAAUUCUUCCAAAUGAAAAAGAGAUGAUAGCCGACUUCGCUAGCAAUCCUCACCCUAGAGUCCUUAAUCUCAUCAUACGAGGUCAAGAUCCAACUGACCUCAACGUUGUCACUGCUCAGAUGAACUCCGAUGAUCUUCAUAAUGUUUCAUUUUCCAAUCAGAAUGUUUUCUGCCCCCUUGGAAAGUUAGCCCUUUCCUUAGUUCUAGAAGACGGAUCCGAAAUGGGACUUCAUUUGCUUCCUGAAGGACAGGUUCGAGUAAGCGCGCAACUCCAAACAACAAGGAAACCCAUCGUUUGGGACCCUUCGAAAGCCCUUAGAAUUGCACCGGUCACUGAAGAAGGGAAAGCUCUUGUAGCGGCGGGUAAAAUUGGGCUUGGCCCAAUGAUCGAUGUCAAGAGCACAGCUCUUUGGGCUGGACAGCCUAUCUGCUCGCCUAGACCUUCAAUGUUUCUUCCAGACACACGUCCUCUUGUUUCGCUUUCUACAGGACCUCAAGAAGAUCCUGGUUCGCCAGUAGAUGGCCUCGACUGGGAACAUGACGCCAUUAAAAAAUUCCAUGUAGAUAUCGGAUCUACUCCUAUCAGUCCAUUCGAUUACUCUCGAAGUCAUUUUUUGGUUCCUCGGGACUCCCAAAACUCCGAUAAUCACAGCUUCACCGAUGCUCAAGCCGCAUCAUUCUUUUCAGUGCCAAUGAAGUACGCGCUUUUCAGUAUAAUCAUCUUCAGCGCCAUAUUCUUCUCGGUGGGGUGUCUGGCUCUCAUAAUCGCUCGUCGCCGAAGGAUCGUGAAAAGGAGAAAGGCUCGUAUUGAAGACGACCCUAAUAACCCAGUUAAUGGAGUAAAGCUACCAGAAGGAAUUUUCCCUGUAUCGCCGCAUAUGUCAACCACAACUGCCGCCACGGCUACAACAAUGAAUCCUGGUUUGAGUUGUAGUAGUGUUUUUUCUGGUAAUAGUGGAGGGGCGCAUACACCUGCUCAAACAGCGGAGCUAAUCAACCAGUGGACUGGAAGACAGUCUCAUCAAAUCCUUCCUCAGCCUCAGUGUAGCUCCUGUAGCAAUUCAGUUGGCACUAGAAGCCCGGAGUUAGAUAUCAUGAAGAAUGAUUUGAGAGCCAGUGCCAUGGUUGAUCUUCGAUUUGGUCAGGUUAAUGUACCGUCCAUGAAGCUGAAUUCUCCUCAAGCUGGAAUAAUGUCUCUAGCCAGUCCCAACUUUUCAAGCAAAUGGCGAGCAUCGGAGAGUCUGGGCAGUGCUCCCAGUAGUCGAAACACAGGGUCUCCAAGUACCAAUGACGAAGGAUUUGCGCCAGGACCCCUCGAUUUACAAGCAAAGCGUCAUAUUUACUCAAGGGGUGACAACGGAGGUUGGAGUCUCGGAGUUAGUCAAACAAUACAGUCGCCAUGCCCAUGUCAGAAUAGUUCGCCUCACACUAGCCAUCAUUCCUCUGAUAUUAUUCGAGGAAGUACUUGUGGAUAUAACCAAGGGGGAUAUAUGGGAACCAGUAUGGGAGGUCCAGACAGCAACCGAUUUUACGGAGUUCGGUCAGGAGAUUCCAUACCUCCUAGACUUACUCUUGCGCAUGAUCCUGAGAGUAUUGGUACUUCGAAGUACCUCUCUAAGUUGAAUAAACCCCCUCCUUCUCUUCUCAUCCCCUCAGGUAUGAUGAAAAUGGAGACGUCCCAUACAGCAGGAGCAGGAUUCAUCGGUGAUACGACAGAAGACAAGAUUUUGAUGGAUUCAGGGAGGGAGUCACAGGAUAAAACGAGCUCAAGUGGCACUAGUUCUGGUAUGAAUAAAGACUUCUCUUCUCUAUCGGGUAUUGAAAUGACCCAAGUCGAUGUAUAA